Molecule: messenger RNA, 714 nt
Organism: Lagopus leucura (white-tailed ptarmigan)
Lineage: Eukaryota; Metazoa; Chordata; Aves; Galliformes; Phasianidae
Gene: FEV
Product: FEV transcription factor, ETS family member
Exons: 4
Coding region: 1-705 (234 amino acids)
Biological process (GO): regulation of transcription by RNA polymerase II; cell differentiation
Cellular component (GO): nucleus
Molecular function (GO): DNA-binding transcription factor activity, RNA polymerase II-specific; sequence-specific DNA binding
Source: RefSeq, a predicted model, not a curated record
AUGCCGAGGUGCUCCCUGCCUGUGGAACGUCCACUGCAAAGCCUCAGAAUGCAGCCGGGCUGCAGGGAACCCAAGGCCACGUCAGCUUGCCACUGCGUUCCACGCUGCCCGCCUGCAGAUCCAGUGGGGGAAACUUUAUUCAAAGACGGCAAGAGCCAGGCGUGGGGAUCCCUCAACCCGGGCGUGCAGAAAGGCAGUGGGCAGAUCCAGCUGUGGCAAUUCCUGCUGGAGCUGCUCUCGGACCGGGCCAACCUCAACUGCAUUGCCUGGGAGGGCACCAACGGAGAGUUCAAGCUGAUCGACCCUGAUGAGGUGGCGCGGCGCUGGGGCGAGCGGAAGAGCAAGCCCAACAUGAAUUAUGACAAGCUGAGCCGGGCGCUGCGCUACUACUAUGACAAGAACAUCAUGACCAAGGUGCACGGCAAGCGCUACGCCUACAAGUUCGACUUCCAUGGGCUGGCGCAGGUCUGUCAACCGACUGCCCCUGAUCACACCCUCUACAAAUUCCAGGGCAAUCUGGCCCCACUGCCCUUCUCAGGCAUCUCCAAACUCAACCUCAUGACCUCCGGGGUGACGCCGGCUGGUUUCUCCUACUGGCCUGGCUCCAGUCCAUCUCUCUAUCCCGGGCACAGCCUCCAGCCCUCGGCCCCGUUCAGCGCCAUGGCAGCCUCCCACCUCAACAACAUGAACAACCACUACCAUUAAGGCUUGGCA